AUGGAACCAGAGCUGACCAACAUUUAUACUAACAUACAUCCCUGCUAUGUAUUAGAUAAUACAACAUACAUAUUUACGAGUAAUCCGUCAAUUAUAUGCGUCACACUGUAUGUUUUUCUUGGUUUAUUAUGUGUUUGUACGAUAUGUGGAAACCUCCUUGUAAUAAUCUCAAUCAUAUACUUUAAACAGCUCCACAUACAUACUAACCAUCUCAUUUUGUCUUUAGCUGUGGCUGAUAUAUUGCUCGGAGUUUUGGUUUUUCCUUUAACUAUGUCUUUCACCAUAUUCUCCUGUUGGCAUCACGAAGGCCUGUUUUGUAAAAUACGAGACUGUUUUGAUAUCACACUGAGUAUUACUUCAAUUCUAAAUCUUUUUUGUAUUUCAAUGGACAGAUAUUACGCCGUGUGCCACCCUCUGACCUACAGAAGUAAAAUAAAUGAUCAAGUUAUAGACAUUAUGAUCAUGGUAAGCUGGGGUCUUGCUGCAAUGAUAGGAAUUGGAAAUACAGUAGUCGGAUUUACCCGAGGGAAAUGUGAAGAAAGCUGCCUAAUGGAUGCAGUGAUUUGGAUCACCGUGUCAUGCAUAUUUGCCUUUUAUAUUCCAGUGAUCAUAAUGAUUAGUGUCUACUUGAGGAUUUUUCUUGUUGCACAGAAACAAGUACGCAGCAUCCAGAGUACAGCAUGUACAAUGUCAGGAUCAAUUGUCAGUAAAAGGGAGAGGAAAGCUACCAAAACUCUAGCUACUGUUAUGGGAGUUUUUAUCUUAUGUUGGGCACCAUUCUUCAUUUACGUCAUCUCUCAGCCUUUAAUAUAUAAUGUAACUCAAAUCGCUGUGAGGGAAACGCUAAAUUGGAUUGCGCUUUUAAAUUCAUUGCUUAACCCAUUGAUUUAUGCUAUCUUUUACAGCCGGUUCAGAACAGCUUAUCGACUGAUCAUUACUGGGAAAAUAUUUCAAGGCGAUUUUACAAACACACAACUCUUUUAA
This is a messenger RNA of Syngnathus typhle (broad-nosed pipefish), 984 nucleotides long. Its product is annotated as trace amine-associated receptor 1-like. Gene Ontology annotation, cellular component: membrane. The record is from RefSeq and is a predicted model, not a curated record. Gene Ontology annotation, biological process: G protein-coupled receptor signaling pathway. NCBI's taxonomy places the organism in Eukaryota, Metazoa, Chordata, Actinopteri, Syngnathiformes, Syngnathidae. The transcript has a single exon. Gene Ontology annotation, molecular function: trace-amine receptor activity. Bases 1 to 984 code for a protein of 327 amino acids.